GACACGCACAGAACGUCUUCCUUCUCUGAAAAUUUCAUUCCAUGACUUCGUUGCCUUUAGGUCACACUUUCACGGCGCAAUCCUAUGGAUGUAGAAAAACCCACAGCCCUGGGUGACUUAUGAUCAGCGCUUGACCGUAUUCAGUCGUUCUCUCAGUCUGCACGCGUCACAAAUUGACAAUAUAAAACGCCUCAAGGUACUAGACAAUAUAUUCUAUAGUUUAAUAUCGGUUCUUCGUUCCCAUCCUCAAAAUCCACAGGACUGACUCUGCACGGCGGCGUUACUAGUUGAUUGUUAUUCCCAAAGCAUACGCAUACCAGUCCACGUACUAACCCUUCUUGAGCAAACUCGGAAAUGGGAGGUCUAUUCAGUCGAAGUCGCCCAGAAGCGCCCAGUCCAUCCCUCGCCGAUAUAGCAGCGCGCCAGCAAGCAGAGAAAGCUGCUGAGCAAGCGCGACAGGAUGCUGCAGCUGCCAGAGCACAGAUCACCGAGCUCAUCAAGUCGAAUCAAGAGUCUCAGCAAAAGUUUAUGGAAGCUCAGCAGGCUGCUCAGGCAGCCGCGGCAGCCUCGCAGGAGCAGACCUUUAAGGAAAUGAUGGCCAUGGUCCAGAAUGAACGUGCCGCCAACGAAGCUCGCUCAUUGGCGGAAGCCGCUGCUCGAACCGCUACCGCAGAUGCAAAACAGAAAGCAGCGGAAGCAGAGGAGGCGCGUAAGCGAACUGCCGCUAUCCAAGAACAAGCCAAACGAGACGCCCAGGCUGCCCAAGAGCAGGCCAAGAAACUACAGGAGGCCGCCGAUAAUGAGAAGAAGAAGGCGACUGCCGCCCAGGAAUCGGCCAACGCGGCGAAGAAAGCGGCAGAAGAGCAAGUAAAGACGGCCAAUGCUGCCAAGCAGGAGGCUGAACGCAAGUUGAAAGAAGGCAUUCAACCUGUGGUGACUCCCACACCCGAAGAAGUUAGCGCUGCCAAGCGGAAGGUUCAAUAUCGCGAAGACCUUUUCCACUUCGCAGUAGCCGGGGUGGCAGGAGGAGGGAAAUCAUCUCUCAUCAAUGCCUUCCGCGGUUUGCGUAAUAAGGAUGUCGGAUCUGCCGCUACUGGUGUUACCGAGACAACGCUAGCCAUGACCAGAUACGCCAGCCCCAACGCAGAAUACCCAUAUGUCUGGUACGAUAUCCCGGGCGCAGGCACGCUCAAAAUCCCAGAUUGGCAGUACUUCAACGCACAAGGACUUUACGUCUUUGACUGCAUCAUCGUCCUGUUCGACAAUCGCUUCACCAUGACCGACAUCGCUAUCCUCACCAACUGCAGGCGUUUCAAGAUCCCCACCUAUAUCGUGCGCUCUAAGGCGGAUCAGCACAUCCGUAACAUCAUGAAGGAUAUGGGAUACGAUAGUGAUGAGGAUGAAAGCGAGGACCAGAAGAAGAAACUUUACCAGGCUGCACGACAGCAGUUCAUUCAGCAGACGCGCCAGAGCGUGAAAGACAACCUGGAGAAUGCCAAUAUGCCUCAACAAAGGGUUUACAUCAUUUCUAAUGAACCUAUGCUCGGGGUCGUGAAGGAAAAGCGGCCAAAGAAGAUCAUCGACGAGAUUGAGUUGUUGAACGACUUGAUCGGAGAAGCGCAGACCAGGCGCGCACGCCGUGAUACUGGAGCAGCAGCAUGAAGAGGUAGUGGUCGGUGAUGAUAAAGUUCUUUCUAUAUAUAUUUCUUCUUUCAGCUCUUGUUG
Molecule: messenger RNA, 1725 nt
Organism: Suillus bovinus
Lineage: Eukaryota; Fungi; Basidiomycota; Agaricomycetes; Boletales; Suillaceae
Product: interferon-inducible GTPase-domain-containing protein
Exons: 2
Coding region: 355-1662 (435 amino acids)
Cellular component (GO): membrane
Molecular function (GO): GTP binding
Source: RefSeq, a predicted model, not a curated record